Mytilus californianus (California mussel) is the source of this 2097-nucleotide messenger RNA. RefSeq names its product thiamine transporter 1-like. The coding region runs from base 1 to 1374 and encodes 457 amino acids. Gene Ontology annotation, cellular component: plasma membrane. Gene Ontology annotation, molecular function: vitamin transmembrane transporter activity. The transcript is spliced from 5 exons. Lineage: Eukaryota; Metazoa; Mollusca; Bivalvia; Mytilida; Mytilidae. The record is from RefSeq and is a predicted model, not a curated record. Gene Ontology annotation, biological process: transmembrane transport; vitamin transport.
AUGCAUUGGAAAGUGUUGACAUUUUUGGUAUGCCUCUUUGGCUUUUUAAAAGAAUUCAGACCAUCUGAGGCUUAUAUGUCUGCAUAUCUAACCGGACCAUGGAAAAAUCUUACAGUUGAAGAAAUCAAUAAUGAAAUAUAUCCUAUAUGGACUUAUGCGUACCUGCUAUGGCUCGUACCUGUAUUUCUUCUGACUGAUUAUGUCCGCUACCAGCCAAUGUUAGUCCUUGAAGGUGCAACAUACAUUGCAACAUGGUCAAUUCUUUUGUGGGCACAAGGUGCUCUGGCUUUUAAAUUCAUGGAAGUAUGCUAUGGUCUCAUAACAGCUACUGACAUAGCUUACUAUUCAUAUCUCUUUGCAAUGGUUUCUAAUGAACAGUACAAGAUAAUAACAAGCUUUACACGAGCUGCACUUCUUAUCGGUCGUUGUUCUGCAUAUUUGACUGGGCAGUUGCUCGUAUCUUUUAAUUUAAUGGACUAUAAACAACUUAAUAUAAUAUCAAUGGUCAGUGUUUCGCUGGCAUUCAUUUUAGCAGUAACAUUAAGAAGACCAAGCCAUUCGGAUAUAUUUCACUCUCGAAAGCACGAUGAAAACAAAGACGUAACGAACAAAGAGUUGGACAACAAUAUUGGAUUUUCAGCCAUUCAAGAAAGUCCAAAUGUUCAAAAAUCCACUUUUAAGCGAGGAAUUUUAUUCUUAUGGAAUGAACUGAAAACUGCUUACUCAGAUAAGUCUGUAAUAGCUUGGUCAGUUUGGUGGGCAUUUGCAUCAUGUGGACAUGGUCAAGUCAGGAAUUAUAUUCAGAACCUUUGGGAAGUAAUUACACCAGAAGAUCAAAAAGGAACUAUUUACAACGGAGCUGUAGAGGCAUUUGGAACCCUAAUAAGUUUCAUUGGUGUAUUAGUAUUUGGGUUUUUACCCGUGAAUUGGUCUCGCCCAGGAUUAUCAGAAACAAUAAUGGCCAUCGUAUGCGUUUUGAAUACCGCUGGCCUUAUAGUAAUGGGACAAUCAACAAAUAUAUGGGUUUCGUAUGCAUUGUACAGCGGCUUUAGAGCUACGUAUCAUGCAGUGAUAACAUUAGCAACGUUACAGAUUGCUCAAUCCCUUACCAAACAACGGUAUGGGUUUGUGUUCGGAGUGAACACGUUUAUGGCUCUGGUAGUUGAAACACUACUGACAGUCAUUGUAGUAGAUAAAGUAGGUCUUGGUGUGGACGUACAGACACAGUUUACAGUAUAUGGUGGAUAUUUUGGUGUUAUUGGUUGUUUGUUCCUAGCAGUGGCGUUCUACACAGGCUACAUGAACGGCUGUUCUUGCCGAGUUGCCGGAGAUCAAAGUUAUACCGUGUAUAAACCUAAUCCUAACCCUGCAUGACAAAUUUGAUUACUAGAUUUAAUAUCAAUUAUAAUGUUUAAUCCUAUUUUGUAAAUUCGAAAUUAAAAAAGAAACAUUGUAAAGCAAUAUAUAGAUAAAAUUUACAUCUAAUCUGUAUAUUCACAAUAGAUAAGAAUAAUAAUUACCAUAUUUUGACUGGUGGAAACACACUGCUGAUUGUUGUAUGCAAUUUCUGUUUUUCUUACCUAUUUUAUUAUUAAGUAUAACCUCUAUAGCAAAUGCGUGCCCAGAAGAUAAUCGACACUAAUUCAAAUUAAAAAAAAAGAAUGACUACAUUUUUGAUACUUGUUUCGAUUGAAUAUGGAAGUGGUUUAAUAUCAAUUAUCAUUUAUUGUACUCAAUUAUCAUGAUGUACGUGUGUUUUAAGAUUUCCAGUUAUAAGGUUUUUAUUUUUAACAAUAUAUUUGAGCAUUUAUAUUUUUCAUUUGUUGGAGUCCGAGUUGCCGUAACUUUUCUCAACAUGACAUUGUCUUUUAAACCCAAAUACAUUUCUGCUUUUUUAUUUUCUGUUUCAUUUUUAAGUUUUUCUUAUGUAUUACUUUUACUUGUACGCUCUAUUACACUGUACCAUAGAUAGCUAUGUAUAUUUAUGCAGCCUUACUGCAACACACAUGAUGAUGGGACUACAAACUUGGAGAUAUCAGUCAGACAAAGAACAAUUGUAUAUUUCUUCACAGCCAAUAAAGUAGUAGUUAUGCUUCA